CAAGAGAAGUUCCGAUUGAAGUUCAAUAUGAAUCUUUGGGGACUUAUCAUGAGAUUUAUGCCCACUAUCUAAUAAUGGGAAAUAGAAAAAAAGAAAUUCGUUCGAUAUACAUUCGAACCACUCUUGGUCAUAUUUCUUUUUAUAGAGAAAUAGAGGAAGCCAUACAAGGAUUUAGUCAGGCCUAUUCAUACACUACCUAAACAAGAAAGUUAGAUUCGGCGAUGCCCCUCCCCUUUCGGGGGGCAUUCCGAUUUCCCUAGUAUCAUCAUUAUUUGCCACGCGAAUCCAGAUUGAGAUUGAGGCAAUUAAGUUAAUUAAAUUUUCGAAUCACUGACUCAGGCCCAUUGUCGAAUCCUACUCAGCAAUUGUCGAAUCCUACUCAGCCGAAAAGGGGGUACUUAUGUAUGGCGGAACGGGCCAAUCUGGUCUUUCAUAAUAAAGAGAUAGACGGAACUGGUAUGAAACGACUUAUUAGCAGAUUAAUAGAUCAUUUUGGAAUGGGAUAUACAUCCCAUAUACUGGAUCAACUAAAGACUCUGGGCUUCCAUCAAGCCACUACUACAUCGAUUUCGUUAGGAAUCGAGGAUCUUUUAACAAUACCCUCUAAGGGAUGGUUAGUCCAAGACGCGGAACAACAGAGUUUUCUUUUGGAGAAACACUAUUAUUAUGGGGCUGUACACGCGGUAGAAAAAUUACGCCAAUCUGUUGAGAUAUGGUAUGCGACAAGUGAAUAUUUGAAACAAGAAAUGAAUUCAAAUUUUCGGAUAACGGAUCCUUCUAAUCCAGUCUAUCUAAUGUCUUUUUCAGGAGCCAGAGGAAAUGCAUCUCAAGUACACCAAUUAGUAGGUAUGAGAGGAUUAAUGUCGGACCCUCAAGGACAAAUGAUUGAUUUACCUAUUCAAAGCAAUUUACGCGAGGGACUUUCUUUGACAGAAUAUAUAAUUUCCUGCUAUGGAGCCCGCAAAGGGGUUGUAGAUACUGCUGUGCGAACAGCAGAUGCUGGAUAUCUUACACGUAGACUUGUUGAAGUAGUUCAACAUAUUAUUGUGCGUAGAAGAGAUUGUGGUACUAUCCGAGGUAUUUCUGUAAGUCCUCAAAAUGGGAUGACGGAAAAACUUUUUGUCCAAACACUAAUUGGUCGUGUAUUAGCAGACGAUAUAUAUAUCGGUUCACGAUGCAUUGCCGCGCGAAAUCAAGAUAUUGGAAUUGGAUUAGUCAAUCGAUUCAUAACUGCCUUUCGAGCACAACCAUUUCGAGCACAACCAAUAUAUAUUAGAACCCCCUUUACUUGCCGAAGCACUUCUUGGAUCUGUCAAUUAUGCUAUGGCCGGAGUCCUACUCAUAGUGAUCUGGUCGAAUUGGGAGAAGCCGUAGGUAUUAUUGCAGGUCAAUCAAUUGGGGAGCCAGGGACUCAACUAACAUUAAGAACUUUUCAUACUGGCGGAGUAUUCACAGGGGGUACUGCCGACCUUGUACGAUCCCCUUCGAAUGGAAAAAUAAAAUUCAAUGAGAAUUUGGUUCACCCCACACGUACCCGUCAUGGGCAGCCUGCUUUUCUAUGUUAUAUAGACUUGCAUGUAACUCUUCAGAGUCAAGAUAUUCUAUAUAGUGUGAAUAUUCCCUCAAAAAGCUUGAUUCUAGUGCAAAAUGAUCAAUAUGUAAAAUCCGAACAAGUAAUUGCGGAGAUUCGUGCCGGAACGUCCACUUUACAUUUUAAAGAAAGGGUACAAAAGCAUAUUUAUUCUGAAUCAGACGGCGAAAUGCACUGGAGUACUGAUGUUUACCAUGCGCCCGAAUAUCAAUAUGGUAAUCUUCGCCGAUUACCAAAAACAAGCCAUUUAUGGAUAUUGUCAGUAAGUAUGUGCAGAUCCAGUAUAGCGUCUUUUUCACUCCACAAGGAUCAAGAUCAAAUGAAUACUUAUGGUAAAAAAGAUAGGGAAAUUCUUGAUUAUUCAACGUCGGAUCGAAUCAUGUCCAAUGGCCAUUGGAAUUUUAUCUAUCCUUCUAUUUUUCAAGAUAAUUCAGAUUUGUUGGCGAAAAAGCGAAGAAAUAGGUUCGUCAUUCCAUUACAAUAUCAUCAAGAACAAGAGAAAGAACUAAUAUCCUGUUUUGGGAUUUCGAUUGAAAUCCCCCUUAUGGGUGUUUUACGUAGAAAUACUAUUUUUGCUUAUUUUGACGAUCCCCGAUACAGAAAAGAUAAAAAGGGUUCAGGAAUUGUUAAAUUUAGAUAUAGGACCCUAGAAGAAGAAUAUAGGACUCGAGCGGAAGACUCAGAAGAGGAAUAUGAGACCCUAGAAGACGAAUACAGGACCCGAGAGGACGAAUAUGAAUAUGAAACCCUAGAAGAAUCUAAAUAUGGAAUCCUAGAAGACGAAUACGAAUAUGAAACCCUAGAAGACGAAUAUGGGAGCCCAGAAAACGAAUAUGGGAACCCAGAGAACGAAUAUAGGACUUUAGAGAAAGACUCAGAAGAGGAAUAUGGGAGCCCAGAGAGCAAAUAUAGGACCCAAGAGGACGAAUAUGGAACUCUAGAGGAAGACUCAGAAGACGAAUAUGGCAGCCCCGGGGAAAGCGCAGAGGAAAAAUAUGGUACUUUAGAGGAAGACUCAGAAGAAGAUUCAGAGGACGAAUACGAGAGCCCAGAGGAAGAUUCCAUCUUAAAAAAAGAGGGUUUGAUUGAGCAUCGAGGAACAAAAGAAUUUAGUCUAAAAUACCAAAAAGAAGUAGAUCGGUUUUUUUUCAUUCUUCAAGAACUUCAUAUCUUGCCGAGAUCUUCAUCCCUAAAGAUACUUGACAAUAGUAUUAUUGGAGUGAAUACACAACUCACAAAAAAUACAAGAAGUCGACUAGGCGGACUGGUCCGAGUGAAGAGAAAAAAAAGCCAUACGGAACUCAAAAUAUUUUCCGGAGAUAUUCAUUUUCCUGAAGAGGCGGAUAAGAUAUUAGGUGGCUGUUUGAUACCGCCAGAAAGACAAAAAAAAGAUUCUAAGGAAUCAAAAAAAAGGAAAAAUUGGGUCUAUGUUCAACGGAAAAAAAUUCUCAAGAGCAAGGAAAAGUAUUUUGUUUCCGUUCGCCCUACAGUGGCAUAUGAAAUGGACGAAGGAAGAAAUUUAGCAACACUUUUCCCGCAGGAUCUCUUGCAAGAAGAAAAUAAUCUCCAAAUUCGACUUGUCAAUUUUAUUUCUCAUGAAAAUAGCAAGUUAACUCAAAGAAUUUAUCACACAAAUAGUCAAUUUGUUAGAACUUGCUUAGUAGUGAAUUGGGAACAAGAAGAAAAAGAAAAGGCUGGUGCUUCCCUUGUUGAGGUAAGAGCAAAUGAUCUUAUUCGCGAUUUCCUAAGAAUUGAGUUAGUCAAGUCCACUAUUUCGUAUACACGAAAAAGGUAUGGUAGGACAAGUGCAGGACCGAUUCCCCAUAAUAGGUUAGAUCGCGCCAAUAUCAAUUCUUUUUAUUCCAAGGCGAAGAUUGAAUCACUUAGCCAACAUCCAGAAGCUAUUGGCACUUUGUUGAAUCGAAAUAAAGAAUACCACUCUUUGAUGAUUUUGUCGGCAUCCAACUGUUCUCCUCAAGAACAUG
This is a messenger RNA of Triticum urartu, 3576 nucleotides long. NCBI's taxonomy places the organism in Eukaryota, Viridiplantae, Streptophyta, Magnoliopsida, Poales, Poaceae. The record is from RefSeq and is a predicted model, not a curated record.